This is a messenger RNA of Eruca vesicaria subsp. sativa (arugula), 597 nucleotides long. The record is from the annotation of a GenBank genome assembly. NCBI's taxonomy places the organism in Eukaryota, Viridiplantae, Streptophyta, Magnoliopsida, Brassicales, Brassicaceae.
AUGCCGCAGCCUUUCCAAUGGUUCUUAAGGCCUCCCUCGAGCUUGGUGUUUUUGACACUCUCCACGGCAGAAGCCACUCGCAGCGACUCUUUCCUCUCAACAUCUGAGAUAGUGAGUAGGCUACCAACUACGCCACGUAACCCUGAGGCUCCGGUUUUGUUGGACCGGAUGCUUCGCCUACUCGCUAGUUACUCCAUGGUCAAAUGCGGUAAGGUCUCAUCCGGGAAUGGCGAGAGGGUCUACAGAGCUGAGCCAAUUUGUAGGCUUUUCUUGAAAGACAACAUUCAAGAUGUUGGAUCCCUUGCUUCUCAAGUCAUUGUCAAUUUUGAUAGCGUCUUUCUCGAUGCCUGUGGGAAAUCACUACCAGAGAACGGUAAAGUUGUUAUCAUAGAACUAGUCACUCCUGAUGACGCUGAGAAUGGAGAUAUCAACGCAAACAUUGCCUUUGAUAUGGAUAUGUUGAUGUUCACACAAUGUUCUGGUGGAAAAGAGAGAUCACGAGCUGAGUUUGAAGCAUUAGCAAUGGAAUCAGGAUUUACCCAUUGCAAAUUCGUUUGUCAAGCUUACCACUGCUGGAUUAUUGAGUUUGGCAAAUAA